Antechinus flavipes (yellow-footed antechinus) is the source of this 4182-nucleotide messenger RNA. It is a transcript of the gene ENG, whose product is annotated as endoglin. NCBI's taxonomy places the organism in Eukaryota, Metazoa, Chordata, Mammalia, Dasyuromorphia, Dasyuridae. The transcript is spliced from 15 exons. Bases 267 to 2231 code for a protein of 654 amino acids. The record is from RefSeq and is a predicted model, not a curated record. Gene Ontology annotation, biological process: vasculogenesis.
UCUCUCUCUCUCUCUCUCUCUCAGCCUCCCCUCACAACCCCACCGAGAUCACCCUUUUCUGCCUCCCCUGACAUCAUCCCAUUCUCCCUGCUUCUUCCUCGAUCUUCUCCCCCCCACACUUUUCCCACCCUUGAGAAGGCUGGAGCAGGGAAGCUGCCGGUGCCCCUUUGGUCACGAGGACAAGCCACGCCAUCCAGCGAGGCCCCCGGCCACUGUGCCCCUGGACACUGGAUAAGAUCCCCAAAACAGGCAGACAGAGGGUCGGCAUGGAGGGAGCCUUCUACAUCGCGAUGUUCCUGGCUGCGUGUGCCUUCAGCUUGGCAAAUCCUCUGGAAAAAGCUGAUUGUGACCUGGAACUCCUGGACUCUGAAACAGGAAAGGUGACAUACACCACAAAUCAAGUCUCCUGGGGUUGUCUGGGCCAGAAACCCCUUAACUCUACUCAGGAGGUCCAUGUCCUCAACCUGAGGUUUUCAAAGGUUGUCGCAGAAUUGGAGCUGACUAUUCAAGUCAAAAAGGGGAAUGUCCCACAGCCCAGAGAUGUCCAUGUCAUCCUCACAGUCCAGGGUCAUAUUAAUCUCUUGCUGCAGACAGGAAUCCCAGUCAAAUUUUCCUUGGAUCCUACAAAGGUCUUCUUCAAAGAAACAGGGCUUGACCACAGUCCCUUACCAGACUUCUCUACACGGGAGCAGCUUCUUAACUGGGUCCAGACAACACAUGGGAACCUUACUUCCUAUGCAGAGAUUGAAGACCCCCAGAGUAUCAUUCUCCAUGUGGGCCAAGCCCUAGAAUCUGAAUUCCCAUGUAUCCCAAAGCUUAACUUCAACAUGGGCGACCACCUAACAUGGAACGCCAUUGCACCAGAAGUCAAAGGCUGCCACUUCAGCAAGGGACUCAGCAAGAAAGUGGCUUACAUUCUGAAGGUCACACAAGGUCCGGCAAGCAGCCCUCAGACAGUGGAAGUGAAGAUGGAUUUGAGCUGUCCUUUGGGGAAUCCGGCUCCCACACUAGAGGCUGUGCUGAUCCUGCAGGGACCCCCCAAUGUCAAUUGGCUUAUUGACUCCACCCACACUAUGCAGAUCGGGACUACAGGUGAAUACUCCUUCAAGAUGUUUCCUAACAAGAGUAUCCGUGGUUCCAUCCUCUCUGACACACUUCAAGGACUACUUCAGGAGGCCCAGCAGAAGUUCAAUGCUAGCAUCAUCGGUUCCUACGUGGAGAUUCCACCUGCCAAUCACAUUACUCUAUGGGCUCCUAGUUGUGCGUCCAAGAUAGAAACCUCACCUUCUCCAGUACUGACAACCCCAUCCAUGAUGAUUUGUCAUUUGUUACUGCUACGUUCCCUGCUUUUGCCCCAAUGCUCCACAGACAGAAUGACAUUGGUGCUAAAGAAGGAACUUAUCGAAGCCCUGAAAUGUAACAUCAAACAUCUGUCCUUCCGGGACCCUACUUGCCAGUCACAAGAGAAAGAAAAUAUGCUCGUCUUGAGCAGCACCUUCUCUGAAUGUGGUAUGGACAUGAGAAAAGGUGUCAUUUUAAACAAUGAGGUGGCUUUAACCUUGACCUCCAGCUCUGUUCCAAUUCUGACAGAGGUUGAAUGCCUUAACACCAGCGCCUUCUCUGUCCACAUGGAUGCCUACAAAAGCCAGAAAUUCCUCGGGACCGCCAGCACCAUUGAGCUGGGUCAACGGGUCUAUGUACAGGUGACAGUAAGCCCGGCUAUUCCAGAGGUCACUGCAAACCUGGACAGCUGCUCCCUGGACCUGGGGCCAGAGGCUGAUUCUGUGGAAUUAAUUGAAGACCAGAUGGCCAAGAGCCCCAGGGUGAGCUUCUUGACAACAGGCUCCAACUGGUUCCAAUUUAGCUUCCUUCUCCGGGGUCACAUGGUACCCACACCAACGGCCGCCAUUCUGAGCUGCAAUGUAGAGCUGAUGCUCCGGACCAUACAAGAGACCAAGACUGUCAUGAAGACCUCUAUGAAGUUAAACAUCAGCAAUCCCCUAGCAACAACCCAAGGCCUGGGCAUGCCGGCCGUCCUGGGAAUCACCUUUGGAGCCUUCCUCAUCGGAGCCUUGCUCACUGCUGCCCUCUGGUACAUCUACUCCCAUACCCGUCCUCCAGGCAAGAGGCAGCCCGUGAUGGCCGCAGUGCCGGCCUCUGAGAGCAGCAGCACCAACCACAGCAUUGGCAGCACUCAGAGCACGCCCUGCUCCACCAGCAGCAUGGCGUGAGGCACCCCCCCCCACCGGCCCAGCCCGUGCCGUCCCCAGCCUGAGAAGGGCCGCUGGGCACCUCUGCCCGGACUCCAGAUCUCAGGAGCCGCACUGGACUUCGGAGGAGCCGCCUGGGCCCAGCCUCCUUGGACCAAAGAUGGCCGAGGGCCGUGGGGAUGGAGGGCGGGGCCGGCGGCAUCCCCGAGCCCGACACCUUCAGAGACAAACUACACCCUCUCCACACACCCAAGGGCAGGAACGGGUGUUGGCAGCGUCUGCAAGGGAGACUGGCACAGCUGAUAUCCAGCCAACGGUUGUGCCCACCCAAAGCCCAGCCCUAAGGACACGCCGUGGGCCGUUGUGACCAGAAGCCCCUCCUCUGCCUCCGACUCUCCAGAGGGGAUCCGCCUCAAAGCACCUUGCCGUUCUCAUGGCGAAUCUGGGUUCCCAGACCACCUCUCAACUGGUCAUGGCCUUUGGGGGUGAGAGGCAUAAGUCCCGAGCUGUACAUAUGCCUCACACUAUCUGUUAUUUUCUAAAUGUAUUUGUAAUUUUAAUAUUGGUCCAGAGUUUUCUGAGCUCUGGAGACUGCAGAUAGAAGGGAAUGAGUGAAUUUUGUAUCCAGAAAUCAGCCUGCCCUCUUCAUUGGCUCCUGGGGAAUUUAAAGGUUUUGGGGGUGGAGGGGAGAGGUCAGAGCUAAAUUCUCACUUUCCAGUGGGUCAUUUCUGACAAACUGAUCCCACAGUCACAUGGCACAGGCAGGGGGCCAGCCCUUCUUUCUUCGGUAUUUGGAUUUGCCCCAAGGCGCUUCCUAGCCCACAGCCCCACAGGGUAUGUUCCCUCUGCCACCCGACAAGCUUCCCUCCCCUUAUCCUUCCCCAGCACCCACAGGGCCCAGUGCCCAUCUGCCUCAGGCCCUCCACAAAGAACACAGAUGGGGGGAGAGGAGACUGCAUCUCUGGCCAGCCAAAGGGCCUCCGGACCAGCAGGGGUUCCUAUUGCAUAUGUGCCAGCAAGGAAAAUGACCAUGAACGAGUCCUUGUUGUCCUCUUGGCCACAAGGCCACAGGGAAUUGGGAUGCAAGAUAAUGAGCGGCCCUGCAUGGCCUCAGCCCAGGGGAUGAUGGGACCUCGAAGUCCCAGGGCCCCAUCCCCUGCUCUGGCCACUGCCAUGCUGGAAGACAGCAGCUUCUACCUGCAUGCAUACACAUAUGUGUAAUUACACUUUAAAGGUAAUUAGGGAAGUGGGUCAGCACCUAAGACUAAGAAAACUAAGGGCUUGCAACUCAGAGCCAAGAUUUGAACCCCCAUCUCAUUCCAUUUAACUGAAAUUAGCAUUUAUCCUGCACUUUAAGGUUUGCAGAAAAAUUGGCAGUCUUUCAUUUGAUCCUCACAACAAAUCUUGGGGAGAAGGGCUAUCAUGUCUCCCAUUUUAUAGUUGAGAAAACUGAGGUCACUAAGCUAAGCUAUUAUUAGGUGCCUGAGGGAGGAGUUGAACCCAGCUCUUCUCAAUACCACCUCCAACAUCAAGAGUACUUUCUCAGCCAAAGAGAUUUAAGGGAGGGAAAGUGAAUUUAAUCACUCCAAGACUUUUAAAAGCACUUCUUUACAAGGAUGUCAAGACCCAUUUAGAUCCUUUGCCUAGAAUCCUUAAGAUUCUAGAGCAUAUCUGAUAAAAACUGGACUGGGCUCUUGGAUCAGAAAGAUUGGCUUUGGGGAUAAAGGGAUGUGGGAGAGGGGGAUGGGUCACAGAACUCAGGAGCUGGAAGAGACUGAAUUAGGUAAUACAGCUUCAGCAUUUUCCACGGGGGAAACUGAGGUUCCGAGUAGUCAAGUCCAAAGGGAACAUAGGGCUCCCUAAACUACAUUUCUUAGAUCUCAACCUUCUUGUUUGUCUGGGCUGUCAGGGGAAUUUGAGGCAUAAGUCUCUUGGAAAAAGAUUUUUAAUUAAAAAAAAAGCUUUCAACUCA